Molecule: messenger RNA, 578 nt
Organism: Physella acuta
Lineage: Eukaryota; Metazoa; Mollusca; Gastropoda; Physidae
Product: temptin-like
Source: RefSeq, a predicted model, not a curated record
CGUGUGCACACACUAGAGGCUACCCGUAGGCCAGUCACAUUACUGAAGAUAAGGAUUGAAAUUUAUUAGGUCAUUUCCUUUUUUUAGGUUUAUCUUCAACCAGUUGCCAGCAUUCUCAUUUCUUUUUGGUCCAAAAAGAGUCAAGAUGUUGACAGCCGCCAUCUUGCUCGCUACCCUGAGCCUAUCGUCUGCUUUCUUACAGUACCAGAACGCCAUCCCUAACGGUCACCUGGUUCCUCAUCCUUGCCUGAUUGGCUACUGGGCAGGUGUGGGCCACUUUCUUGCAGAUGGCUCUGGUCCUCGUAACGAGUUCGGCCUUGACUUUGCUGCCGCUGGUCACACCUGGACACUAGCCUUGUGCCUGAAGGAUUCAGACCUUGACGGGCUGUCCAAUGGUCAAGAGCUUGGUGACCCCAACUGCAGGUGGACGCCAGACCGUCCUGGUAACAUCGUGGCACCACAGACCCAUCCAGGUGUAUGUGAACCUAUCGGCAGCCCCAGGUGUGCAUGGCAGGGUUUCGAGUGUGUUGCACCGUUGUAGAUCUCCUCCAAGAUUCCAUUAAACGUUUACAAUUGUA